AUGCAGAACAAGCUGUUCUUCGGCACUGCUAUUGGUGGUGCUCUCUUCGCGAGCAUUGUCUCAGGACUUCCGCACCAGCACAAUCAGAAGCGUGCCAUCACUACCGAGGUCACCUUCACCACCGUCACUGUCGCCAAUGUCAUUGUCUACGUCGACGAGGGUGGUGUCCCGGUGGAGACCACCACCCUGGGUCUAGCUACAAGUAUUGCACCCACCUUUGUGGAGUCGACUUUCUCUGUCUCCAGCGUCUUCGAGGUCCAGCCGUCUGCAACUGAGCAUGCAAUCGGCAGUGGCCUUCCUGUCUCGACUCCUCCGGUUGUUCCGACCUCAAGCAAGGAAGUCUUCGCUUCCGACGCUCAGUUCGAGCUGACUUCGCAUAUCCUUCCGGAGCCUGUCAUUCCCAGCACGUCCGAAGUCAAGGCUCCGUCCCUUGCGACUUCUACGACUUCUACGACUUCUGCGGCACCACCACCCCCGCCAGCGAGCUAUGCAGACCCCAAAACUUCCGAGGCAAUUGCUCCUCAGCCAGCGACUUCGGCCAUCCCAGAGCCUUCGUACGGUUCCCUUCAGCCUUCUCCAGUUUCGGCCCCCCAACCUCCGAAUGCAGACGAUCGCUUCCCAAUCGGCAUCACGUACGACCCUUUCAAGCCGGGAGCUUGCAAGACUGAACAAGAGGUCCAAAACGAAUGGGAGCAGAUGAAGAGCUACGGUGUUGUUCGUAUCUAUGGACGCGGUUGCAAUACCAUCCCCACUGCCGUUCGGCUCGCCAAGGCGAACAAUCAGAGAGUCUUUGCUGGUGUCUGGAUGAGCACAGGUGGAGACUCCGAAGAUACGGACACAGUUGUUAAAGAACUCGCCGAAGCCGUUCGCACUCACGCAGGUGGCGACUGGAGUGUCAUCGCCCUUGUCUCUGUCGAGAAUGAGCGUAUCAGUAACCGUCAAUUCACAGCUUCCCAUGUUGUUGAUGCCAUCAACCGAGCCCGACAGGCUCUGCGAGCGGCUGGAUACACUGGGCCAGUUGGUGCAGUCGAGACCGUGCCUGCUAUGAUUGAAAAUCCCAUGAUUUGCGAGGCUUCCGAUAUCGCGCUCGUCAACGUCCACACGUUCUUCGACUCCAGCUGCAAGGCCGAAGACUCGGGCAAGAAAAUCGAGGACCAGGUGGCUCGCGUUAGAAAGGGAUGCAAUGGGAAGCGUGUUGUGGUUACUGAGGCAGGAUGGCCGCACCAGGGAGACGCCAAUGGAGUAGCAGUACCAAGUCGCCAGAACCAGCGCGCUGCCGUCGACUCCAUCAAAAGCCGCUUCGACCACGAUGUCUUUCUUUUCAACGCCUUCGAUUCCCCGUGGAAGCGCGACUGGGCUGGAUCUUUCAAUGCUGAGAAGUAUUGGGGUAUCCAUUAG
Messenger RNA from Westerdykella ornata, 1398 nucleotides. Its product is annotated as glycoside hydrolase. The record is from RefSeq and is a predicted model, not a curated record. The coding region runs from base 1 to 1398 and encodes 465 amino acids. Gene Ontology annotation, biological process: cell wall organization. NCBI's taxonomy places the organism in Eukaryota, Fungi, Ascomycota, Dothideomycetes, Pleosporales, Sporormiaceae. The transcript is spliced from 2 exons. Gene Ontology annotation, molecular function: glucan endo-1,3-beta-D-glucosidase activity; 1,3-beta-glucanosyltransferase activity. Gene Ontology annotation, cellular component: fungal-type cell wall; extracellular region; cell surface.